GCCGCUCUUGCGUUUGCGUCCGCUGCGCGCGCGCGUGCACGCAUGGAGCGUGCUGAGGGAGGAUGGUCAGCAGCAGGAGCAAGGAGGAGCGGCCUCGGCAAGGAGUGAGGGCGGCCGGCCUCCGGGGCUCCUUGAGCCGCCGGCGCCGCCACUACUACCACCGCCGGCAGCGCCAUGCACCGUACCAGUAGCGUGUCUUCCUCCAGCCGGUCCAAAGAGAGCAGUAGCUCGGGCUCUCGCAGUUCCCGCUCCGGUGCCUCUGGUUCGACGCGAGGCCGGAGCCCGCGCCGUUCGCGCUCACGCUCGCGCUCGCGCUCGCCUUCCCCGCGAGGCCGCCGGUACCGUUCGCCGUCCAGCAGCCGCUCUUCUCGCCGCUCGCCGUCCCCGCGCCGCAGUAGUCGGAGACGUUCCCCGGGCCGGCGUUCACGUUCCCCAGGCCGGCAUUCUCCAAGUCGACAUUCUGAGUCUUCAGUGGAACAGAAUUUACGGAUCACAGUUGGCAAUGACCGUUACGGCAUUGACACACCUGAGAGAAAGAGAGUAUCUGAUAGACUAGGCUCACCAGUUGAUAGUCUGAGUGAUUUGGACAGGGAUGACUUUGCCGAUGGUCCAAUAUUUAGCAGAGGUCUUUCACGUCCUCGAAGCCUUGAGCGAUAUCCCUCCUGUGAGGAAAAUGCUUCUAGUCCUUUCAGUAUGAGACAUAGUGAGGACUCUCACAGUAGGGAUGUUUUCCUCCACCAAUCAGACUAUAGCAUGAACUAUGACCAUCUACAGGAUCUCCCAAGGGAAACUGAUAGGGAUGGUGUACUACUUAGGAAAUCCUCGUAUUCAUCAGAGGAUAGAGGGCGAGAGCCCAAACGUCCUCGAUAUGACAGAGACGACAGACAAACUGACAUGAGCAUAGAGCCUCAGGGUUUCUUGCCAGGGACACGAAACUACCGUAAGCGAAGUCCUGGUAGGAGCCCAAGCCCACCAUAUCUGGAUUUCCGUGAGCUUGAAAGUGCUAGGAGAAAAAGAGAAGAGGAGCUGAGCAGAAAUUUGAGUCAAGAAUUGCCUGGACAUCGUUAUAUGAUCCCUGACAGGAGCAACCCACUGCAGUCUUCUGAACCUCGGUAUCUCCAUAGACCGGAUAAAGCACCAGCAAUGCCCAAAAAGUCCAUUUUGAAGAAACGCGUGGACGAUCCUUCUGUGCAGCCUGAAGUCUUUUCCAGCAGUUCUGCCUCUGUCAAAGAGCCUCCCCUUAUUACAGAUCAUCAUCCUUCGCAGAAGCGUAGCAGCAUUGCUCCUUUUUCAUCUGAGGUGGAGAAUUUCCUCAAACAGUUCAACAAAAGUGCAGUUGCAGAAUCUACAAAUAAAGAGUCUCAAGGCAGUGUGCAUAAUUGGAAACUAAAUUCUGGCCAACAGCAAAACACUUCCCCCUUUGAACAGAAUUUUGGCAGUUUUUGGAAACAGAAAGACUAUCAUGAGUCCAUAUCAGAGCCUGAAGACCGGCACAAUGACUUCUUACUUCCUCAUGAAAGAGCCAGUCAGGAUGGGAGUGGCUUUUCACGCAUUCUUGGUAUGAUGGCAGAUUCUACCAGUGCUCAGGAAAAGAGAAGGCGUGGCUUCCCUGACAUUGAGGAUGAAGAAAAGUUUCUUUAUGGUGAUGAUGAAGAUGACUCUACCAUUAAUUCCCCCGCUAUUCAAAAGCCAACACUUAGUGUUGGUAAAGAACCUGAAAGCCUGAAAGAAAGUUCUGCACCUCCUGCUAAUCCUUCUGUAAAACCUGAAGAAUCCAGACCAGAGCAUGAGAAAAUUUAUAACUUGCUCAAAACUAUUGGUCUUGACAUUGGGGUGGCUGAAAUUGGUAAGCUUGCUGCCCGCACUCAGGAACAACUCCAUGGGAAGAAAACAGCUCAUUCUCCUGAUCGUCAUUCAAUAACGUCUCAUAAAUUUGAAUCUAGGGAGGGGCGUCGCAGUCGUAGUGACACUUAUUCUCCAGAAUCAAGGCAGCAUCACUCUCUUUCACCCUCUGAUUCUUUCCCAUCUAAAGAUAUAACCUCUAUUUCAAAUUCUGAGCACACAAAAAACGUAACUGUAGGGCAAAAUAAUCCCACUCCCAUACCAGAACAGUCUGUUCCCCCAAUAUCUCUAAUGCCGUCGGCUCCACCUCUUCCUAAUUUGUCUUCUACUUCCACUUCGGUUUCCCGGUAUCGAGUUUCUCGCUUUUCACCAUUCACUGCAACUCAACUGCCACAAAACUAUCCAUCUCCCACAAUGCCCCCUCCUGGUUAUGAUGCAUAUGGACACUAUAUGGCAUAUGCAGCAUCUGGCUGGCCCAUGUAUGGUGCUCCUCAGCAGGCUGACCCCACACUUUCAGAUGUACAUGGGCUUGUCACACUGACAGUACCACCAAAUCCCACGCGACCCAACCUCCGAGUUAUUGAGACGGUUUCCACAGGCAAAGGGACUCCUGAUAUGAAGAGAGAUGACUCUGUGCUUGUACAAAUCCCUAGUGCUACGACUUACUCAAAAUUAUCCCCUCAGUUUUCUCAGCCCUUUCUUAAAAGUGUUAAAGAAAGACUAUCUGAUGAAAGAAAUCGGGCUUCUCAGAAGCUAAAGGUAAUGGAGGAAAGAGAGAAGUUGAGGUCUGAACAGGAAGCACGACAGAAGAAACUGCACUAUCUCAGGACUGAAUUAGAUAGACUUUCAAAACAGCAAGGGGAGAUGCUGCGGAAGAAACGUAGGGAGAAGGAUGGACACAAAGACCCUUUGUUAAUAGAAGUGAACAGACUACAGGAGAACAUUGUGAAAGAGAUUUCUCAGCUGAAGUUACAUGCAGAUGCUGCAGAGAAGAAACAAUCUGAGCUUGACAAAGUAGCUCAGAUCCUGGGUAUUAAUAUAUUUGAGAAGUCCCGGAAGCAAUCUUCAGAAAAUAAGGACUCACCAGAAAAAAACAAGUCAGAAAAUGCAAAAGGUCAGGAGAGAACUUCCAACUCAGUCAAGGAUUUAAAAACUAAUGACAAACCUGGGUGCAGGAGCCCCAAGUCUACAGAAUCUCAUUUUCAGCUAUCCAAACAGCAUUCCCAGGAAAUCAAUAUUUAUGACUAUUACGACACGGGAAACCACUGGUGCAAGGACUGCAAUACCAUCUGUGGGACCAUGUUUGAUUUCUUCACACAUAUGCAUAAUAAGAAGCACAGGCAGACCUUGGAUCCAUAUAACAGACCUUGGGCUUUGAAGACUCAAACUGAAACAAAGCAAAACCUUACAAAACACAUUGACAAGAUACCAGUUCCAGCCAAAGGUUCUGAAUUUCUAAUCCCAGUCACUGGAUAUUACUGUCAGCUGUGCCAAGAUUUUUUUGGAGAUCAGAUAUCAGCAGAACAACAUGUGAAAAAUAAUCCACAUAAUGAGAAAUAUAAGAAAUAUGUGGAUGAAAAUCCACUCUAUGAAGAGAGAAGGAACAUUGACCGUCAGGCAGGAUUGUCUGUGAUUCAAGAAACAGAACGCCGGUUGAAACGGAAGCUGUGUGAAAAGCAAAAAGAAGAGAGAGAUGAAAAAGCCGUGAAAGUGGCAAGGAAAGAGGAACCAAAAAGUAAAGAGGAACCAAAGAAUUCCAAAGAAGUAGGAGAUGGGGAGAAUGAAAAUGAGUCUAAUAAAAGGAAAGGAGUCUCUAAUGGCCAGAAAUCCGGGGCUAAGCUUAAAUUGAAGAAAGAUGACAAAGAGGUUGAAAAGAAGGAAGGGAAAAAAGAGGAACGACCAAAGGAGUCAAGAAUGUCAUCUUUUGGAAAGUUCAGCUGGAGGAAGACUGAGAGAAAUGAAAAAAAUCAAGGCAAAGAUGUAACUGUCUCCAAGGAGGAGAGUUUUGAGGAAAGUAAAGAUAAAGAAAGCAAAUCACAAUCUGGAAAACCAAAUUCAAAGCCAAUUGCAAUUAAAUUGUCUGGGAAAACUGUUAUCCCACACACAAGUCCCUGGACACCAGUUGUUUCAACAUCAUCACAAGCAAAAAUCAGGCCCAAUUUACCAGCCCCCAUGAUGGUUCUCAGAAAGUCUGCAACAGCAACAGUAAGCAAGCCUGCACCUUUGAAUACUUUCUUGUCUAUAAAAUCCUCUGGUGCUAGCACUAAGCCACUUCCUGUUGUAAAAGAGGGUAAUCCAGAACUUGUACUACCUCCUGAUAUUAUUUCAAAAGCUUUUGGGGGAGAAGUAGUAGUUUUAAAGGGUUCACAGGAGAAUGCAACGGUACCAGAACAAACAGAGGAACCUGAUCAUGAAGCUGUGUCCCGGGCUGUAGAACAUGCAAAAGCUGUGGAACAUGCAAAGGCGACUGCAGUAAUAGCACAGGAGCAAGCAAAUGUUGUGGCAAAAGCACAAGCAAAGGCACGGGAACUUGCUGCUGUGAUAAAGGAGCAAGUUACAAGAUUGGGUAUUUUUGAGAAACCUAAUUGGCGUUCUCCUCUACUUCCACUGCCACCAGGACCACCGCUGUCAGUAGCACUGCCAGUACCACCUGUAAUGGUAUUCCCAUCACCACCCGCAGUGCCACCAAAACAAGCAACCAUCCUUGCAGAUGACAUGGCUCCUGGUGUGUCUGAGGAUGAUAAAAACAUACUGGCAGUGCCCAUGUGUCCCCAUCCUUUGCCACCACCAACUAUUUUCAGAAACCAUGCUAAAAAACUGGAGAAAAAGAACUCUUGCCUAGCAGCAGGUAAUGCCAAAGAUCUAUAUGAUAUUUUCUACAACCGCAGUGGGAGGAGUCCAGCUGAUAGCAAGUCAGCAACUUCAGAUAAAAUUAAAUCUAAUCCUGUUGAGAGAGAGAAAAAAACAGACCUGCUGGCAGAUCCCAAACCAAGCAGCAAGCCUGUCUCACAAGAAACUCUACAAAACAUACACAGUACUUCAGAUGUUAGCAAAAUCCCUUUAAGUGACAAGACCCCAGAAACAGAUGAUGCUGAAGUUGAGAAACUUUUGGCAGCCUAUGAAGAAAACUUUAAAACUAGUGUUGAGGGGGAAUCAAAGAAAAUCUCUCUUUCAGAUGCACAGUCAAUAUUAAAAUAUGAAUCCAAUGAUUUUUCAGUAAAUGCCCCUGAGACAACAGAUUUUAAACCUGAUGGUGAUAAAGAAUUAGCAAUGCAGUUGUCAGUAGAUUGUGUUACUUUUUUAGAAGAUGUUAGCAAGAAACCAUCUGAACUUGAAACAAUAGAAUUAGCUAUGCAGUUGCCAGAAAGCAAUGCUUCUCCUUUGGAAGAACUUAACAAGAAUUCCUCAGUAUGUGAGGCAGCAGAAGUUAAAUCUCCUGAUGAUGAUGAAUUAACAAUGCAGUUGUCACUGGAACCUGGCACUAAGAAGCCAUCAGAGCUGGGGACAGCAGAAUUUGUGCUGCAGUUGCCAGAAAGCAGUGUUCCUUCUUUGGAUGACUUUAGCAACAAACACACAGAUCUUGUGAUAACAGAUCUUAAAUCUGAUGAUGAUAAAGAAUUGGCAAUGAAAUUGUCAGAAAACCAUGUUGAUCUCUUAGAAGAUGUUAGCAAGAAGCCAUCAGAGCUGGAGACUGCAGAAUUAGCCAUGCAGUUGCCAGAAAGCAAUGCUUCUCCUUUGGAAGAACUUCACAAGAAUCCAUCUGUGUUUGAGGAAGUAGUGUUUAAAUCUCUUGAUGAUAAAGAAUCAGCAAUGCAGUUGUCACAGGAACAUGAUAACAAGAAGUCAUCGGAACUGGAGACAGCAGAAUUUGCUAUGCAGUUGCCAGAGAGCAGUGUUCCUCCUUUGGAUGAUCUUACCAACAAGCCCACAGGCCUUAAGACAACAGACGUUAAAUCUCCUGACGAUAAAGAACUAACAGUGCAUUUGUCAGAAAGCAGUGUUUUUCCUUUGGAUGAUUUUAGCAACAAACCUGCAGACCUUGAGACAACAGACUUUAAAUUUCCAGAUGAUAAGGAAUUAGGCUUACAUAAGUCAGAAGACCAUGUUGCUCUUUUAAAAGAGCACAAUGUUAGCAAGAAACCAUCUGAAUUUAAGACAGCAGGAUUGGCCACACAGUUACCAGAAAGCAAUGCUUCUUUGGAAGAAUUUUGCCAGAAUUCAUUGGAGUGUAGGACAGCAGAGAAUAAAUCUCCUGGUUAUAAAGAAUUACCACUGCAAUUGUCAGAAGACCAAGAGGCUCUUCUAAAAGAUGUUAGCAAUAAACCUCUGGGGCAUGAGAUGGCAGAGUUUAAAUUUCCUGGUAAGAAAGAGUUAAUAAUGCAAAUGGCAGAAAAUGAGACUGACUUUACUGCUGAAGAUGUUGGUAUGGCAAGUGACGCAGACAUCAGCGAUGAGUCACAAGGCCAGCAGAAAAUGGAUAAAUCCAAAUUAAACAAGAUCAGUAAAAGUUUGGAGAUGAAAGCAUAUUUGACAAGUUUAGGUGAGAGAGAUGUAGGAGGAGAACAUUCAGAAUGUGCAGGACAUCAGUUUGUUGUUAGCCAGGAACAUGAGUCUCGGUUAUUUGAAACACAAAUUGAUACCCCUAAGGGAGAAGGCCAUACUAUAACAGAAGAUAAGCAAGUUGAUGACAGCUCUGAAUCAACCAUUUCUAUGUGGGUUUCAGAGGUGCAUGUUCAGAGUCCACUGGCAUGGGAGCAAGCCUCAUCUUCAAAAGUGAAUAAGGAAAAUCCUCAAAUAGCAAUGAUAGAUCAGAGUUCCAACAAAGAACAAUUAUUGGAUCUGAAAUGGGGCAAUGUGGGCCUUGAUAGGCUUGAAUCAGCAAUCAGUGAUGAAAGUCCACAGACUUCAGAGUUCCAGAACAUAGAUCCUGGACUGAAGCCUUUAAAUACAGAUGAAUUUAAUAAUUCCUGUAUAAAUAAUGAACAAAAAUUGUUGACUAGUUCUCAACCAAACGAUGGUGAAAAUUGUAAUGUAGUUGGUGUUCCAGUAUCAGAAGAGAUGUCAGAUGAGUGCCUUGCUAACGUAACAAUGAUAAGCAGUACACUAGGGAAACAUGAAGAAAUUAGUCAAAAUCCAUUAAGCUAUGAAACCAAGGAUUCCCAAGCUAAGGGAGCUGAAACUUUGGGCAGUAUGUCCUCUGCAAAUGAUGAACUUAGUUCCAGUGCAGAAUUAAUGUUUAUAAAAAAUAAUGGGUGUGGGCCUUCUGAAUCUGAUCUCAGUUUAAAUGACAAUGCAGAGAGAUGUUCUGUAGAAACAUAUAGCACUCACUUUUCCAAUGUUCAGCCAGAGCUGGUUCAAGAACCACUAGGUGCUCUUCCAACAGAAAUCAGUGUUGAGCAUCUUGGAGAGGUAGCCCUUACAUUCACAGACAUGAACACUGGAAUCUUGGAUACCUCAGUCGCUGGUGACUUGGACUUGAAUAACACUUAUUCAGAACUUAACUUUGAUCAUUCUACAAUCCCUUCUCCAAAAUCUGGAGAAAUAAAGCCUAAUGAUUCUUCUAGUUUGAAACCAAGCCUGGAAAUAGAAACCAUUAAUUUUAGUCUGGGAGAUAUUGAGGUAGAACGUGAACAUCUCGGCAUCAUACCAUCUGAAAUUCUGAAUGAGGAUAUUGUAGGGAGUCCAAAGUUAGAAAGCAUUUCAUCCAUUUCUUUAGGGUCCAAUAAAACUAGAGAAUUGGGCAUUGAGCAAUCUACAAUUGAACCAGAAAUGAUUGCUUUUGUUGAGUUAGCAUCUGGUGACGACGAGGAUAAAUUUUGCUCCUUGGUUUCUGAUGUAAUUGUCCCAGACAUAGUGUCUCCUGCAUCAAAUGGUAGCACUGCUGGACCAAGCAUGUCACUCAUCGAAAUGCAGGACAUGCCUCCAAUUUCAUUGGUAUUGCAAUCAGAUGUUAGCAGAGAGAGCACAUCUGAUAUGCCAGCAUUGAGUAGCGGUGAAAAAAAUGUACAAUGCCAAGCAACUGAGUGCAAGGAAUCCUUCCUUCUAGAUCUACAGAAAACAUCUCUAGAAGUGGGGGGCUCAGGUGACAAUGAAUUGUACAUUGUCAAGAAUGAUACACAGGCAUCUGCAAAGGAGCUAAACAAGAUAGAGGAAGAUGAAAAUAAUGACAGUAGAUGUGAGAUUAACAGUAAGUUGACUUCAGAAGUAACUGAAAGCUCUGCAGAGUACCUGGUAAGUUCAGAUAAUAUUGGUCCUGAUGUUUGAGUAGCUGUUGUAUAGAUUUUGUAAAUAUUCUGUUUGAGUUUGACAUGUUAGAUAUUUUGAAGCUUGCAGUAGAUAUUUGCUAAAGCCUGAACUUCAUUUGCCCUGAAAAAUAUACACCAUUGUACAUAUUGGAUUGUAUAAAAAAUUUUUUUGUUGAA
Messenger RNA from Lacerta agilis (Sand lizard), 8264 nucleotides. RefSeq names its product zinc finger protein 318-like. The coding region runs from base 175 to 8106 and encodes 2643 amino acids. The transcript is spliced from 11 exons. Gene Ontology annotation, molecular function: zinc ion binding; nucleic acid binding. Gene Ontology annotation, biological process: negative regulation of DNA-templated transcription; positive regulation of DNA-templated transcription. Gene Ontology annotation, cellular component: nucleoplasm. NCBI's taxonomy places the organism in Eukaryota, Metazoa, Chordata, Lepidosauria, Squamata, Lacertidae. The record is from RefSeq and is a predicted model, not a curated record.